This is a messenger RNA of Rubroshorea leprosula, 402 nucleotides long. The record is from the annotation of a GenBank genome assembly. NCBI's taxonomy places the organism in Eukaryota, Viridiplantae, Streptophyta, Magnoliopsida, Malvales, Dipterocarpaceae.
GGUUUGUUGCAGAACACAAGCAGAAUUCAGAAUCAUCUGUACCCACAAUGGAAGUUAACAAAUCAGCUGUUGGAAGAGAAGCACCAACGGGGAGUGACACCGUUGAUGAGGAAGAAAUUCAAAGCGGUGUUUUGUACAGCAUUUUGAAGAGUGCAUGGAGACCAAAAGGUGGUCUGGAAGUGCAUGAGCAAUCAAAAAACACUUAUAUUUUCAUCCUCUCAGAUAAGAAUGAAAAAGAUCGCAUUAUUCAUGAGUCUCCAUGGUUUGUGAAAGGGUCCCAUAUUGUUCUUAAAGACUGGCCCGAAUCACAACAUUUUGAUGAAAUUGCUUUCUCAAAUUGAGAAUUUUGGGUUCAAAUUCAUGGGCUACCCAAAGGCUGCAUGUCUCUGGAAAAUAUACAGC